Aspergillus saccharolyticus JOP 1030-1 is the source of this 1665-nucleotide messenger RNA. RefSeq names its product alpha-amylase. Gene Ontology annotation, molecular function: alpha-amylase activity; calcium ion binding. The transcript has 2 exons. Lineage: Eukaryota; Fungi; Ascomycota; Eurotiomycetes; Eurotiales; Aspergillaceae. The record is from RefSeq and is a predicted model, not a curated record. The coding region runs from base 1 to 1665 and encodes 554 amino acids. Gene Ontology annotation, biological process: carbohydrate catabolic process.
AUGGUAUCAUUCUCAGGACUCCAGCAAUGGGGGCUCGCCCUGGCCGUGCUCGCGGGGUGCGAGACCGCCUCCGCGGCGACGACGCAGCAGUGGAAGUCGCGCACGAUCUACCAGACGAUGACGGAUCGGUUUGCGCUGACGGCCGGCACGACGGCGGCGGCGUGCAACACGACCGCCGGACUCUACUGCGGCGGGACUUGGCGCGGGACGAUUGACAAGCUCGACUAUAUCCAGGGGAUGGGGUUCGACGCGGUGAUGAUCUCACCGAUCAUCCAGAACAUCGACGGACGGGCCUCGUACGGCGAGGCCUACCACGGCUACUGGCCAAACGACCUGUACUCGCUCAACUCGCGGUUCGGGACGCACCAAGACCUGCUGGACCUCAGCGCCGCCGUGCACGCGCGGGGCAUGUAUCUGAUGAUGGACACGGUGAUCAACAACAUGGCCUACAUGACGGCCGGCAAGGACCCGGCCACCAACAUCGAUUACGCCACCUUGACCCCCUUCAACAGCUCCUCCUACUACCACUCCUACUGCGAGAUCUCCAACUGGAACAACUACACGCAAGCCCAGCUGUGCCAGACGGGCGACGAGAUCGUCGCCCUCCCGGACCUGUACACCGAGCACGAGGCGGUGCAGGACCUGCUGGUCGACUGGGCCAAGCAGGUGAUCGCCACCUAUUCCAUCGACGGGCUGCGCAUCGACGCAGCCAAGUCCGUCAACCCCAGCUUCUUGACCACCUUCCACGACCGCGUGGGCACCUUCAUGACGGGCGAGGUGUUUGAGCAGAACGCCUCGGUCGUGUGCGACUACCAGAACCACUACCUGCCCAGUCUGCCCAACUUCCCGCUGUACUACACCAUCCUGGACGCCUUCACACGCGGGAACCCGAGCGCCCUAUUCCAGCGCAUCGCCCUCGUGCAGGACCUGUGCACGGAUGUGCCGGCCAUGCCGACCUUCAUCGAGAACCACGAUGUGGAUCGGUUCGCGUUCGCCAAUGACGAUCUGACGCUGGCCAAAAACGCCAUCACAUUCGAGAUGCUCUACGACGGCAUUCCCUGGGUGUACCAGGGACAAGAGCAGCAUCUGAACGGCUCGUACGCGGGGACGCACAACCGCGAGGCGCUCUGGGAAACCGGCUACAACACCGGCAGCGAGCUGUACGUGCUGAUCUCGAAGCUGAACCGCCUGCGGAAGCACGCCUACCAGCUGGACCCGAACUAUAUCGAUUUGCAGACGGUUCCGCUGUACCAGGGGGGCAGCGAGCUGGGGUUCUGGAAGGGAGCAUUUGGACGGCAGGUGGUGAUGCUGCUGUCGACGCAGGGCAGCACGGGGAGUGCGUACAAUGUGACACUGCCGAUGACCUACGGGGCGGGGAUUGAAGUCGUGGAGGUGCUGAGCUGUGUCAACUACACGGUCAACCCCUACAGCCAGCUGAUUGUGCCGAUGGACAAGGGGGAGCCCCGGGUGUUCUUCCGGACGGACCUGAUGCCGGGUAGUGGGCUGUGUGGGUAUAGCUCCAACUCCACCUCCUUGACUCACCUGCGACUGUCGGCGGCGGCGGCGGCAGCGGCGGCGGCGGCGCCCUCGGGGGGAGAGUCUGUGGCGAGGGUGUCUUGGGGGGUGAUGGCGAUGGUUGCAUUGGUGGGGGUGUUGUUGGUUUAG